AUGUCCAAAGAAAAUAAUCUUGUCGAAUAUGAACCUUCAGAACUUGGUACAAAAGAAUAUUGGGAAUCAUUGUAUGACAGAGAAAAUAAAAAUUUUCGAGAAAAUGGCGAUAUCGGAGAAAUCUGGUUUGGAGAAGAUAGCGUAGAAAAAAUGGUAGAUUGGGUUCUUAAAAAUUCAUCAAAUUCAUCUACCACAAUUCUUGAUAUAGGUUGCGGAAAUGGUCAUCUUCUCUUGGAAUUAGCUUCCAACUAUUUCACAAAUUUAAUAGGAAUAGAUUAUUCUCCAAAUGCUAUUAGAUUGGCAAAAGAUAUCGCAAAAAAUCGUAAUCUUGAUGAUAUCAUAUCAUAUCAUGUCAUUGAUUUAAUUAAUUCUUCCACGACAGGAAAUGAUGAAUUCUGGUUAAAUGGCACGAGAAAAUUCGAUAUUAUUUUAGAUAAAGGUACUUUUGAUGCCAUUGCUCUUUCCCCCUACGAAAAUUGUGAUGAGAAAGGAAACCAUCCAAGAGAUAUUUAUCCAA
This is a messenger RNA of Funneliformis mosseae, 517 nucleotides long. Lineage: Eukaryota; Fungi; Glomeromycota; Glomeromycetes; Glomerales; Glomeraceae. The record is from the annotation of a GenBank genome assembly.